AUGUCUUUACAGAAUGCUUCUAUCAAAGUAACACACUUCAUUAUAGGUGGUUUUGACACAGUCAAAAGGCCGGUGGCAGUUGGUGUGGUUAUGCUGAUAACCUAUCUUCUUGCUGUUUUUGCCAGUUUGGUAAAUAUCCUCUUCAUUGUUUUUGACAAGCAGUUACAUAAACCCAUGUAUCUUCUCAUUUGCAACCUUGCUGUUGUUGACAUACUGUAUACCACUAGUACUACUCCGACAAUGAUUGGGGUUCUACUUGCUGGUGUUAAUACCAUAUCCUAUGUGGAGUGCUUAAUUCAAAUGUGUGCUUUUCUCUUGGGAACAAUAAUGGAGUUGUUUGCUUUAACAGAUAUGGCAUUUGAUCGACUAAUUGCUAUAAUUUGUCCUUUUCACUAUGAGAGUUAUUUAACUAAUACAUGCACACUCGUAAUUACAUACAUUCUGUGGAUUGUUGCCUGUGCUUUUGUGGUUUCUAUGCUUGCAGCAGUUGUCCCUCUCCCUCACUGCAGCUCAAGGCUGAAGUACACUUUCUGUGACUUUGCUGCUCUAAUACGAAGCACUUGUGCUGACCCUGAUAAAUAUUUCAAUCAAGGUGCCAUUAUAGCAUUCACUGUGUUAGUUUCCACAUUCAUUUUCAUUUGUCUCUCUUAUUGUGGGAUCUUAUUUUUUGUGAAAUUAUCUUCAAAAAAAGAGAAAAAGAAAAUGGGGAGCACUCUUGUGAGUCACCUCAUUUGUGUAAUAUGCUUUUACUGUCCUAUAUUUGUCACUGGUAUCUUGACCAGGUUUGGUGUGGUAUUAACCCUCGAAGAGCGCCACGGUUUAUUAAUUGGAACCAUCCUCGGCCCAUCCCUUGUUAAUCCUUUUGUGUACUGUCUUAGGACAAAAGAAAUUAAAAGUAAGAUAUUUAAGAUAUUCAAAAAGUUUGGCACUUUUGGCUAG
Messenger RNA from Archocentrus centrarchus (flier cichlid), 939 nucleotides. Its product is annotated as olfactory receptor 2AT4-like. The record is from RefSeq and is a predicted model, not a curated record. Gene Ontology annotation, biological process: G protein-coupled receptor signaling pathway; detection of chemical stimulus involved in sensory perception of smell. Gene Ontology annotation, molecular function: odorant binding; olfactory receptor activity; G protein-coupled receptor activity. Bases 1 to 939 code for a protein of 312 amino acids. Gene Ontology annotation, cellular component: membrane. Lineage: Eukaryota; Metazoa; Chordata; Actinopteri; Cichliformes; Cichlidae. The transcript has a single exon.